UUUCCUCCGCUACGAGCGACAUAUUUCAUAAACAGAAUGACAAAAGGUAUCUUAAUAUAAAAGCAAAUGUUUAUUGUGUCGAAAUUGGAGAAGAUAGAUGAAUAGCUUGUAAUCUCCAGCUGAUUUUAGGUGCUGAAGAAUAUUCGACAUCAAACUGGCAACAUUAAUGGGAUUUUACGACAUUUUACCUCUCUUUUCCGUAACAAGUGAACUGUAUUGGGAACUCGCGAAAUUCAAGGAAGAAUCGAGUGUUCUGUCUGCUAAUUACUACAGCUGUAGUUACUCUUCUAGUGCUGAAAAUUUAAAGGAAUGCUGCAGGAUGUUGGAUGAAUCUGACAUGCAGGAAUGCAUUCUGUCACGUGGUGAGAAUGCAAAGUACCAAAAGAUCGAUUCUAAUUCACCCAGUGACAAACAAGAGCGAACUACUCUGAAAGUAUUUCUUAGCAAUGGGAAUUCUAAUAUUGUCAAGUUUGGUGAAACUACUGCUGUAAAGGAUGUUAUAGAUGUUGUUACGAAGCGUCUUUCUGAAACGCCCCGUCCAUAUGAAUCAGUAUUUGGUAUUCGACUUUCACAUACUCCUUCCAAUGAGUUGUACUGGCUGCAUUCAGAGGCUGGGAUGUACCAAAUCCUUGAAAAGUAUUCGUAUUAUCCAAUUGAUGAAUGGAGGUUUGAACUGCGUGUUAGAUUUGUUCCUAAAGAUUUAAGAGAUAUGUAUGAAAAAGAUAAAGCGACAUUUUUGUAUUUUUACGAGCAAGUUAAAAAUGAUUAUUUGAAGAUCAAUAACAAUAUAGAUCAAGAUUUAGCUAUUCACUUAUGCUGUAUAGAAAUCAGGCGAUUUUUUAAAGAUAUGACCCACGUAGCUUUGGACAAAAAGUCUAAUUUUGAGUUCCUAGAAAAAGACGUUGGAUUACACAAGUUCCUUCCGUCACCUGUGAUAACUAAUAAUAAACCAAAAGCACUUCGCAAAAUGAUCCAAAAUCAAUUUAAGAGGUUUGCUUCUUUGUCAGAAGUUGAUUGCAUGUUCAUGUUUCUUGAUAUGGUUCAUCCUGUUGUGAAAUAUGAUAGAGAAACUUUCAAGUGUGCUUUAGGGACAGGUUGGAGUGUUCCAGUAGAGCUUAUUGUCAGCGCUGAUGCAGGAAUAAGUUUCCUUACAGAUCCUAAUGCUGCUCCAACACAUGUUGCUAGCUUCCAAAAAGUGCAGAGCAUAAAUACUGUGAUAACAUCUGAUACAAGCUCUGGAAGUAAGCCAGUUCUGCAGUUGAAGGUUGAUGGUGCUGCAGAGUUACUGAGUAUUACUUGUCCUUCUUCUAAUGUUGCCGAAUGUAUAGCAAGUCUUAUUGAUGGAUAUUGUCGCUUAGUUCAUGGAACAAGGACUUCAUUCUGGAAUUACUCGGAAUUAAAGAUUUCAAAAGCAAGCAGACAUGGAAGUUUUAAAAGUGGCUUAAAGUCUGUGAGUCCUCGAAGCAAAACUCUGGGAUUUAAAUUCGGAGGAAGUAUAUACUUGGAUGAUAUUCAUGGAAAUACAGAAGAUUAUGCUGAAAUUGUUGAAGAAGAAGGAGAUUAUUCUACUCCUAUAGUGAAGGAUUACGAAUUGAAGAGAACUGAUGUCAUUCUUGGUGAAAUAAUUGGAGAAGGUCAAUUUGGAGAUGUUCACAAAGGGACAUACAUUUCUAAAGAUGGCCAAACAUUAGCCGUCGCUGUAAAAACUUGUAAAGUAGAGAGUGAAGAAUCAAUGGGCGAAAAAUUUCUCGAAGAAGCAUAUAUAAUGCAGCAGUUUGAUCAUCGGCAUAUAAUUCGAUUGAUUGGGAUAUGUUCUGAUUCACCCAUUUGGAUUGUGAUGGAAUUAGCAAAGCAUGGUGAAAUGAGAGCAUAUCUGCAAAACAACAGGAAUCAAUUAGAUUUAGCUACAUUAAUACUGUAUGCAUUUCAACUCAGCACUGCUUUAUCAUAUUUGGAGAGUAGGAAAUUUGUUCAUAGAGAUAUUGCUGCACGAAAUGUGUUGGUUUCGUCUCACGAUUGUGUGAAAUUAGGAGAUUUUGGUUUAUCCCGUUGGGUUGAAGAUCAACAUUACUACAAAGCAUCAAAAGGCAAACUCCCAAUAAAGUGGAUGGCCCCAGAAUCUAUAAAUUUUCGUCGCUUCACUACAGCAAGUGAUGUAUGGAUGUUUGGUGUUUGUAUUUGGGAAAUUCUUAUGUAUGGUGUGAAGCCUUUCCAAGGAGUGAAGAAUAAUGAUGUUAUUGGAAGAAUUGAGAAUGGUGAGCGUUUGCCAUUGCCUCCAAACUGCCCACCUCAUUUAUAUAAUCUUAUGUCUUUAUGCUGGUCUUAUGAACCAUCAAAAAGGCCAAGUUUCAAAGAAAUUAGAAGAGUUUUAGGUGAAAUACUUGAAGAUGAACGGAGACAGCAGCAGGAAGUAAUGAAAAGGGAGAAUCGGCGAAUUCAGGCAAUGUCUUGGGGUUCUUCUGGUUCUGAUGAACCACCACCAAAACCUUCUCGACUACCAGUUGAUCGUUUCAGUACAAGUUCACCCCCAACAGUAAAUAAUAAUCUAGUCCAUUCAGCAUUUCACUUGGGUCAUACAGAAAGACUUUAUAUGGAAUCAAAUGAAGAGCCUUCAAACAUGCCUUCGUGGAAAUCAGCUAAUUCUGUAAAUAUGGAUUGCAAUAAAGAUGUAAAUGAAGGGAAACUGGAAAAGAAAAUUUUGGAGAUGAAACUUCAACAGCAACAGCGCGAGUCAGAAGAAGAUUCUAAAUGGUUGGCUGAAAAAGAAAGCCUUUUUACACCUAUUGCACAUUCCAAGAAAAGACUUUCCUGCUCUGAUCGCUCGUAUUCAGACAGUGACUGUGCUGAAACAGGAGGAAUACCUAGAGCCCUAAAUGCAAAUUCUGCUAGCUCAAAAAAUUCGCCAUCUAAUGAAUCUAAUGGUUUCUUAGAGAAUUCUCAAAUAUCAUCAAAUGUUCCCACGGCAGAAUUAGAUCGCACUGGAGAUACUGUUUAUGAAAAUACUACUAAUGUUGUUAAAGCAGUAAUGAGCUUGUCUCAAGGUGUCCAACAAGGAAGAGUAGAUGAUUAUUUAGAACUUGUGAAGCAAGUUGGUGUUCAUUUACGUAAUUUACUGGCUGCUGUUGAUGUAAUAGUUUCAGAUUUUCCUCUAUGGUCACGUAGAGAAGUACAAAUGGCACAUAAGGUACUAAGUAAAGAUAUGGCUUCAUUAGUUGAGUCCAUGCAGCAAGCUCUGAAGUAUGCCAAAACCACCCUUGAUGGGGAAUAUCGUAAAGGAAUGCUUUCUGCUGCACAUGUUCUAGCCAUGGAUGCAAAACAUUUGCUUGAUGCUGUCGACUCUGUAAAAAUUCGUUUGAUGGCGACUAAUGAACAGAAUUCAGAUAAAAAACUUUCACAAUCUCUUAAAAAGCAGUCUUCUAAUCCUACUUCAAGACCUUUAAGUUGUGUAGCUUUUCCAAGCUCUGCUUUAUCUAAUGCAUCUCAGUCCUCAGGUCAAGGUACUCAAUCAAGACAACCGAGUAGUUUUUUAUCUUUUGAAUCAACUGAUGAUUCUAGGUUAUCGCUUUCAUCCAAAGUAUUUGCUGAUGAUACUAAUGACAGUGGUUAUGAUAUAACAUAAAAUUAAAAAUGCUUUUUAGUAAUUAACUAUUCCAUAUUAUUUUAGAUUUGUUUUUAUUUCAUAGUAUUAACAUUCAUCUUGUACAGAUUCAUUAACCGACUAUGGAACAAUAAUUUUCAUUCAUUGAUUCAUCAUGUAUUGAAAUUGAAUUUCCUCAUCAUUAAAAGACAUUUGAAUAGUUUCAUUGCUUCUAUUGUUGAAGUGUGUAUUUUUAAGUUUGAAUAAUUUCUUGAUGCUUAGCUAAUAUAAAAAAUUGUAUUUAACUGUAUAAAUUUUGAGAUUUUAAACUUCCAUUGAAAUAUAAAAUCUUCCCAUAGCAUCAGUGUUAUUUGUUUCAAUCAAUGAAUUUGAGUUUUUUAUGACUUGAGUAUUAGUUUGUGAUUUUUUCCCCCCUAAGGUUGUGAGUUGAAUCUUGUUAUUUCACUGAAAAAGUUUGAUGCUUAUUUGUGAAAAAAAAUAUAUAUAUUCUUAAGCAAUAAAACAUAAAUGAAUUGCAUUUUGAUAUUGUUGCUUGGAAUAAAAUAUGGGUCACAGAUUAACUUCCAGAUUAGAUUUUUAAAAAAUUUCCCUGUUAUUGAAUAUAUGUUUGCUGUCAUUGCAAUGCUAACCUAUUAUAGUUACUGAAUUGAGAAUUUAACUUUCUAAAUGUUCCAGAAGAAAAGUGUGAAGAAAAUCUAUGCUUACCUCGUUUUCGUCUAUAAAUGAAAUUUACAUAUUAAUUGGAAAGUAUUUCUUUAGAAGAAAGUAGGCAUGUUUAAUGGAAUUAUUAUAUAAAUAUAUAUCCUACAAUUUAAUCAAUAGUUAUAUAUAAAUAAUUUUGAAUUUUUUAAUUUAAAAUAAGAGUCGAUAGUUUUUGUUCUGAAGUUGAACAUUUUAAUGUAUUUCAAAUUGUAAAAUUAUUAAUUGUAAUUUGAUUAAAAAACUCCACAUAAAUCAUAAUUUUUUUAGAUAAUAUGCUACAGUUUUGUAAACUUCCUUCUGUGUUAAUUGGAAUUGGGUGGCAGGAAUUCGGUUUCGGAGCUAAAUGAUCGCAGAUUCAUCACCCAAUUCCACUGAACUGGAACAUUUAUGUCUGGUUAAAUCCGGUAUAGUAUAUGAAGCGUCAAGGAAUAGAGAAGGGGAGGGGGGUGAAUGCAGAAUACAGGUACGUUACGUGCGCCAUCCUUUCGAACCACGAUUUAGAGACAUAGCAUUCAUUCUUAAUACCCUUAUGUAGUUUCAAAAUGGACUGUUAAUAAAAUGAAAUCAUUUCAUCUUUAAGUUAGACUUUUUACAUUCCCUUCGAUUUAUUGUUUGAAAUUUUCUAGAUAUCCUUUUCGAAGAAAAUAAAUCAUGUUUUCAUUUAGCUCAUUUGGAUUUUUAUUCAAAUGUUUUAGAUGUAAUUAUUCAUGUGUGUAGUAUGUUCUGCAAGAGUGUUAACAUUGAACUUGAUAUCUUUCAUGAUAAAUUUCGUGUUAUUUUACCGCCUUGGUUUUAUUUUUGAAGUCGGUCCUCUUAUUUAUCAUUUGUGUACAACAGUAUAGAUGAUGCAAUUGGUUAAAUGAAAUAUGAUUGAGUGGUUUCAUUUUUUGUAUAGAAAUUUCAAUGUAUUGUUUUGUUGUACAUUGUGUCAUUUAACUUUCUUGAAAUGCUUAACUUUUUAAACAAAAUCGAUUAUAGUGUAUUUAUAAUAUACUUAGCUUUCAUACAGAUGUUCAUUUUGGGAUAGAAUGACAUAUGAAUAAUUUGAUAUGAAAUGAAUAACUUAUAUACCAGAUUUCUGCUUAAAAAUAGUGAUUUUAUAAUGCUUUCUUUGUUGAAAUAAUGCUGAAAAAAUAGUAAUGUCGUUUUAUUAGAUGUUUUAGUUUUUAUUCUCAUUUUUUCCUUUUAAUAUUGAAGUUAAGAAAACUGGAGUAUUUGUCGAAAUAUUUUACUGAACUGUUUUUUCCUUUCAUUUAUUCAGUGUUCAAGUGAAAAGAAAUCACCUUGUUGUUAUUAAAUAUUGAAUGGUAAAGUAGAAGAUAUACCUGCCUUUUACUUAUGUUUAGAUAAGAUCAAAAAGGUGUCUCUCGUACCAUUUUGUUCAGUUGGAUUUAAAGGUACUUUUGAAAAUAUUUUUUACAUUGCUCCAGAUACAUUUGUGGACCAAUUUCGUAUUUCAUAAAAUAUUUAAACGAAAUUGUUCACCAAUGAAUUAAAUUUCAUGUCUUUCUGAAAAUGAAUAGUUAUUUAUUGGCUGAAUGCUUGUAAUUUAAGAAAACAAAACAGCGUCUGGAAAUCGAUGAUUAUUUUUCCUUAAAGAUUUAAAUGUUUUCAAUUUUUUAGCUACUGUCUUGUUUAAACUUUAUUUAUUUGACUUCGUUUAAUGCUGAAAUUUGCAUUGUGUUGUUUUACACAAAUAGAAUAGUUACCAAUUAGAAUCAUGUAGUAUAUUGCAUAUCUACUUAGCAGAUGGAUAUUUACAAGAUAUGUGGUAUUCUUAAAUAUUGGUUAUGUAAAAUUACUUUCGGCAUCGUUGAAACUGUUUUAUGCUUACAAAAACUAAUUUUCAUAUGGUUAAGGUAUUGGAUUAAGACAUUUUGCAAAACCGUUUCCAAGAUCUUUGCUAUUUGAAGAAUAUGUGCAACUUUUAAAAAAAUCUUCCUCAAAUAUUUGCAUUAUUUCUGAAAAGCUUGCCAUUGUCAAUAUUUGCUCUAGUCAAUAUAUCACUUAUUCUUAUGUAGAUUUCAUGAGUUUUUGAAACUGUCGGCAUCAUUCGAAUUCCAGCAAUACGAGCCAAAACUUUCUCUUAUCCUAUGUAAAAAUGAGUUGUGAAAAAUAAAUCUGUCAUUAUCCAUGUAAAAGGAAAAUCGCUAUUUUUAAUUUUCUGACCCACACCUUCCCAAAGUAAUAAAUGUCUGAUGUUUUAAAUACUGUACUAUUCAUUACGUUGAUGUAUUUAUAUUAUAAAUGUACAUGUAAUUAAAACUUACUUUCCUCUGUAGUAUAAAUUUACUUAUCUCCUUUGGUGCUAACUCAAUGCUACCCUUAAAAUGUAUGCUCAUCUCAGAUUAAUUUAGAAAUUAUUUAUACAUUUUCCUAUAUAGAAUAUUUUUCUAAUUCUCAAAGUUACUUUAUUUUUAUACAAAAUAAUUAAGUCUUUUUAAUUAUUGAAAACAAAAUUUUAAUGCAAUUUUUUUUUUCUAUUAUAAUUAUCUGCUAUGCACAGGAAUUGUAAAUCUGGCUUUAAUAAACUUCAUUUUUGCUGUAAUUAAAAUUUUAAGUUAUUUAAAAUUAAUAAUUUUAUGUGUUUUUAUUUAUUAGCUUUAACCAUCAGUUUUUAUGUUUAAAAGUUAUUUUGGUUAUAAUUCUGGUAUUUUCUAAAACGCUAAAUUGAAUUUUGUUGCUAAAAAUAUAACCUUUAAGUUUAAAUCUUUUUAAAUUGAAACAAACGUACAAGAUAUUAUAAAUUUUUAAAAAAUUCCAUUUUAUAAAAAAAAUUAUAUAUAUUUUCGAAGUAUUGCUGCAGACUUUUUUAAUGAAUGAACUUUUAGAAUUAUCUUCCAAUGCUUGCGUCAUUGACUUUAUUGGAUUUUCAUGAAGUUUAUUAAAUAUUUACAAUUUCUGCAUAUAAAGUGCCAUUUUACAAGAGAAUCUUGUCUUCCUCAAAGUUAUUGAUAUCAAUGUGUUUGUAACAGUGCAAUAUUUGAUAUAUUUUGGUAUUGCAGUUAUUUCAGUGCUGUAAAACUAAUGAUAUGGUUUUGCUUCACAGAAUUACUAUUUUCGUAAGCAUUUAAUUAAUAAAUGUUUGUUAUGAAUACUUGAAUGAAAUUAUAGAGAAAUAAUGAAGGAUUAUUAUUUUUUCUGUAUAAACUGUGCCUUAAAAGUGCUAGUUAUAAUAAAGAGGUAAAUAAUAUUUGUUAAAUCUGUUAUUACUAUAUUAAAUUAGAUAAUUAUAAUUUUUUAUGUUCGAAGCAUUGAAAAGUUUUUUUAAAUAUCUUUAAUUGCUAUGCUCAAAAACAGUUAAUAAAAUAUCUUUACUCACCUCUUUCUUAUUUGUUUGUUAUACAGGUUUGUACUUGCACAUUCUUGUAUUUGCGAACUAAAAUUAGAAAGAGAGUAAAAUGUUUUAAUCAUGUAUAAUAAAGUUUGAUACUUUGUAAUUUUAAAGAAAUAUGACAAUUAGAUAACAAUUUAAUGAUUAAUAUGAUAAAGAUUGAGAUAUUUCUAUUUGUUCUUAAAAUGGAUUUUCAUCUACAUUGUUGAUCAAAAAUUGGCAAUCAAAAUUCACAAAAUUCAAGUAGAUUAGAAAUUAAACUGUACGACUACAUUUUUGAGCUUGGUACAAAAUUGAGAUACAGAUAGCUUUUCUUUUCAUAAGUAUAGUAUGAAAAAUGUAUUGUUUUCUUCAUUGUGCUUCACAAAUUUGCUCAACAUUUUUUUCUACAUUUCAGAAGAUUUUUAACUUGUUGCUUUUUGUUUAUUAUGUGUUGUCUUCUAUAGACUCUCUUACUUAUAUUUUUAUUAAAACUCUCUUUUUCCUUAUUUGCUUCGUCAAUGUGUGACACGCCCUAAUAAAAAUGAUUUGUAACUAACUUUUAAAAACGUUAUGUAGUUUAUUCUCUGAAAGUUUUAAUAAAAUGUUAUGUGAUAAUGAUGUGAAAGUAAAACUGCAAAGAUGCCUUUUGUGCCUGAUGUAAUGACGUAAUCUUGAAUCUGCCUCAUUUAUUGAAAAAAUCUAGUCGGGACUUUUUUUCUCUGCUUAGGUUACAAAUUGUAUUUUGAAUAGUUGUACAUUAUUUUUUUUAAAAAAUGCUCUAAUGUUCAUAAUUCUUGUUAAAUGGCUGUUUGCCACUGUAUUCACAUAUUUUGUAUGUCUUUUCGGAGUAGAUUAAAUUUUUAGUCGAAAUU
Argiope bruennichi is the source of this 8488-nucleotide messenger RNA. RefSeq names its product focal adhesion kinase 1-like. Gene Ontology annotation, cellular component: cytoskeleton; focal adhesion. Gene Ontology annotation, molecular function: ATP binding; protein tyrosine kinase activity. Bases 167 to 3619 code for a protein of 1150 amino acids. The transcript is spliced from 30 exons. Lineage: Eukaryota; Metazoa; Arthropoda; Arachnida; Araneae; Araneidae. The record is from RefSeq and is a predicted model, not a curated record. Gene Ontology annotation, biological process: protein phosphorylation; signal complex assembly.